AGUCAAAUAAAGAAAGAAAUGCGACUCUCUCAUUGGACUAUAAUAUCGCGAGUAUUAUGAGAUUUUUGAUUUCUCGUACAUUAAUUGUCAAUUUUUUUGCGCUAUAACAUUUUCCUGCAACCCACUUUUCAGUGCACCCAAAUACACGAAAUAAAAGUAUCGGAAAUGGCAGGUAGGAUUUUUGCCUAAUCCCUCUACUACUUUACUAAGUAGCACAACGUAACUUUUGAUUUAUAGCUGAGAAAAUUAUACGUCUUAUUAUUCGCUGUUUUGCACUGAGUAUGAGCUGUCAAGUUUUUGAGAUGUAAACAAACUGAGGAUUGCGAUAAGGCCAGUAGUGGUACACGACGUUCGCAUAAACAAAAGAAGAUAACCUUGAGCAACACAUCUGCGGUAAAUAAUACCCAACAGCUGAGGUGGCAUGCACCGUUCAGUGCGUGGCUGUCUAGCUGAUCUUUUACUGCCGCAAGUGACAAUUCAGUUUUGUGGUGUAAAUGACAGUGCCCUGUCGUCGUUUCAUAGUUAAGCAACAUGUGAAACUCUUUUGUCAGUAUCAUUUUGUUUUUUUUCUUCGACACUAGAAUAACAUCAUGGGGACGAAUACGGGUACUAUUAUGACACUUGCCAAUAGUAUUAUUGGUGUCAGUGUUCUGGCUAUGCCGUUUUGUUUUAAGCAAUGUGGCAUUGCUUUGUCUAUUCUAAUGCUUAUUGCAAGCAGUUUGUUGUCCCGGCUAGCUUGCCACUUUUUGUUGAAAUCUGCUGUUAUGGCAAGAAGAAGAACUUUUGAAUUCCUUGCUUUUCAUACUUUUGGUCCUACUGGAAAAUUGGCAGUUGAACUUUUCAUAAUAGGCUUUCUAAUGGGAACAUGCAUUGCAUUUUUUGUUGUGAUGGGUGACUUAGGUCCUGCUAUUAUGGCUAAGAUUUUGGGUUUAUCAAAUACAGUAUCAUUAAGACCAAGUGUUCUCAUAGGCUUGGCUCUAUUUGUUGUUCUUCCUUUGGGAAUGCUGAGAAAUGUUGAUAGCUUGUCUAGUGUGUCAAUGGCCACAAUUGGCUUUUACAUUUGUCUAGUCUUGAAGGUAGUGGGAGAAUCAUUACCUCACCUAUUGGCUGGUGAUUGGUAUGAACAUGUCAAUUUUUGGAGGCCUGCAGGGAUAUUACAAUGCAUUCCAAUAUUUUCAAUGGCUCUGUUUUGCCAAACGCAGUUAUUCGAAAUUUAUGAAUCAAUGCAUAAUGCAUCCCUAGAUAGAAUGAACUUUGUUAUUCGUGCCGCAUGCAAUAUAUGUACAGGAGUCUACAUUUGUGUAGGAUUCUUUGGGUACAUUGCAUUUUGCACUCAACCAUUCACAGGCAAUGUCCUAAUGAGCUUUACACCUUCAAUUGUAAGUGAAAUGAUUAAACUUGGUUUUGUGCUGUCUGUAGCAGUGAGUUUCCCGCUUGUGAUUUUUCCGUGCAGAGCUAGUCUUUACUCACUGCUUUUCCGACGAAUCACAAUGCCGCAUCAUGAAGGUGUUGGAAGUCACAUCCCGGAAGCAAGAUUCAAAUGUCUUACAAUCUUUAUAAUUAGUGUGACUUUAGUGAUUGGGUUGCUGAUUCCAAAUAUUGAAUUGGUGCUUGGUUUAGUGGGCUCUACUAUUGGUGUUCUCAUUUGUGUAAUGUUUCCGGCGGCUGCUUUUAUCUGUAUGUCUACCAAAAGCAGCAAUGACAGAUUAAUGGCUCAAGUACUUUUGUUUGUAGGAGCUCUGAUUUUGGUGUUGGGUACUUAUGCCACUUUGAAUUCUGCUAAUGAAACAAAACCAUCAGAAAUUAUCAAUAAACCAGCUGCUGGUACAGUUGAGAAAUCGCCUCACUUUCAUGAUAAAAUUGAUAAUAGUUUGGCAGAUAUUCCUCCAAAAUUGGAACAAAGACCUCAAUCUGAUGUCAAGAAGUUUGGUGAAGAGCCGAAAAAAGUACCAGAGCUUGUAGUAGAGAUGAAAAUUCCAAAAGUAGAGCAGCCUGAAGACCCAAGAGCAGAUGUAAGCCAAGGGGGCAAACGACAGGAGCCCCCUGUCCCUGUGGAGCCUGCAGGGAUUAUGAAGGACCCCACUGUUGUCUCUCUUAUCAAAGAUGAGAAAACUGCAGUAAGGGGAGUGGAGAAAGAACAGGUCAAAGAGAAGAUCCAGAAGGUAGACCCUGAGAAGAAAGUGGCUAAUGCUGAAAUUGAGAAGAAGGAAAUAAAAUCUGUAGGUGAACAGGUUGAUCAAGAUGCUAUAAAAAAAGAAGAAGAUGAAUUGGCCGAAGCUGAGAAAAGAGAUGACAAUGCUGGUAAUAGCAAAAACGAAGAGAUUUUACGGAAAUUAGAAAAACAUGAAGCUCAACAAAUGAAAAUCCUUGAAGAACAAAAACAAAUUUUGCAAGCAUUACAGGAGCACCAAGAAAGAGAGCUUUUCAAGGAACAUCAAGAACAUUCUGCAAAAAAUUUGAACCAGACUAAAAUAGUAGAAAGACAUGAAGUUAAAAUAGAUGAUUUACGUAACCAAAAAAAUGAAGAAAACAAAGAGGUUAAGGAUCCGGUUAAAAACAGCUAUGAAAAGCCUGCCCAGAAUGCAAAGAAACAAGAUUUGCUUAAAAAAAUUGCAAACGGUGAGUUGAACAAACCCAUUGGGCCUGUUCCACCAGAAACUGUUGCAUCGGUGAAGACUUAUCAGCCACCUGAAAGGCAUAAUAAAACCAUUCCAUCAGAGAAAAAACCAUUUGUUGCAGAGGGUCCAGUGAUGAAAAUUCAAGAAUCAUUACAUGUUGCUGCCCCCGAUUUGGCAGUGAAACCUGAAGGGUCAGUUGCUCCAGUACAGCCCCUUUUACUGGAACGCCUGAAGGGCCAGCCUCUGCCUCUCACCUUACAUCACAAUGAAACUAAACCUUUCAUUUCACCAGACAGUGAUAAGAAACCACUUCAGUUAGAAAGUGGAGUAAAUGCAAUGCGGCGAGAGAUAUUGCAGGAAUCGGUUGUGGGCACACAGACAGACAGAUCUGUAAUACAAGCAGAUGUGAAAAAUGCAUCAGUAGUUUUGAGGGACAUUCUCAGUCCUCAAAUAAGAGAAGAGCUCCACGACCGGGAGAAGCGGGACAUAGAAAAAACUGAGCCAACAAACAUAAACACAGUUGUUGCUCCUAAUAAUGCAGGUAAACUCAAUAUAAGCAACGAAGGAACUCAGCCCCCACAGCAGGAAAAUUGUCACAUUACAGAAAAAAGUGUUAGCAGUGAAUUGAAACACAGGGAAAUGUACAAAAAACCUAAGAAAGAUGAUGAUGGCAGUGCUCCUGUCGUGGAACUUGUCAACGAUGUGCUUUCACCUUCAUUGCUGCCUGAGGUAGCCAACGCAGAUUCAAGUGUGAAUGUGCCACAGGUAGCCAUCAACUCUUCUCAGGUUGAAGAAACAGUAUUAGUCAGUGAGCCACCCGCAGUGGCAAACAGUAAUUACUCAGUAUCUCUAAAAUCUGUUUCAGUCCCAAACAUUGAAAAUGCAGUGAUAAAAAGUGUAACUCAUUUAUCCAAUCCUAAAGUGAAAUCCAAUGAAAAUAAUGAUGUAACUAUUCUGAGGCAAGGUGUUUCACCUGAUGCAAAGCCUAUGAAGAGAGAUCUGAAGUCAAUAUCUUUGGUAGAAGAUAAAGACACAACUCAGAAAAAAAAUAUCUAGAGUACCAAACAGCCAUUUUGUCCUGUUAUAGUCAAGCAAAAGUGAUACAUUUCAAUUUCAGAACAUUUGGUAAUUCCUUGUAAAUGAUGACAAAUCCUCCUUGCAUUUGAAUUGAACUGCCAUGAUAAUGCCAAGUAAUACCACAACGCAUAAAGGAAAUGUGUUAAGAAUUGAUCAUAGGGUAGUGUUUAAUUCUAUACCUGGUGAUUGAUUUAUCCCAAUAAGUUGGUUGUAAGUUCCUUCUUGGAGAAGCCAAACAGAUGGCUGUAAAACCUGUGAUUUUUUUUACCAUUUCCAAGUCCAAGUUAAGAUGUAUAUAUAAAAGAUAAUGAUCAGGCAUGCUCUCUUUAUGAGUGUAAUUUCUAAUUCCAAGGUAUGUGACAUUUAGGUUUAAUUUAUUAUAGACUGAAAAAAGGCAUGUAGAUUAAGGAAAUUUUAUAUUUAUAUAUACAUAUUAUUUCCUAAUAAAAUUUCGAUUUAUUUUGCAAAGCCAGCAAGGAAUUGUGAAUAGUGUAGGACAUGAAACAAGAUUGCUCUACAGAAGUUGGCAAGUAAAUGAUCUACCAACUAUGAAGUUUUGUCCUAAGGAUGCCAAUCUGCAAAAUUCCAGAUUAUACAUUUCCAACUACAAUGCAACUAUCAAUGUUAAUGAUGGACUAUGCCAAGGCUGGAAUUUUGUGCUGACAAUCCUUGGGACAUAUAUAACAGUAACUUGUUCAACAUCUCUCUUCAGUAUUAUAUAGUUGGUAUGAUUAUUUGUUUCCCCACAUCCAUAUUUUUGCAUAGAUGUAAGGAGAGCCAAAGCAUUUCUUAUAGGCACCCAAAU
Messenger RNA from Gryllus bimaculatus (two-spotted cricket), 4500 nucleotides. The record is from the annotation of a GenBank genome assembly. Lineage: Eukaryota; Metazoa; Arthropoda; Insecta; Orthoptera; Gryllidae.